Messenger RNA from Rhizophagus irregularis DAOM 181602=DAOM 197198, 1260 nucleotides. NCBI's taxonomy places the organism in Eukaryota, Fungi, Glomeromycota, Glomeromycetes, Glomerales, Glomeraceae. The record is from RefSeq and is a predicted model, not a curated record.
AUGCCGCUUUUAAAUUUUUUGAAAAAAAACAAACGAAAAUGUGUUAGAAAUUCUAGAACCUUUCCACCAGAAUUAAUUCGUCUGAUUGUUCUUAAUUUAAAGAAUGAUAAAAAAUCUCUUCAUUCUUGCUUAUUAGUUUCUCGAGAUUGGUGUAAAGAAACGGUAGAUUUAUUAUGGAGACAACCAUUUCAUUUCUUAUACACUUGCAAUAAAACAAACCCUUCAGGUUUUUCACGAUUUAAAAAUUCUAAAAAAUGUCACUGUUCAAAUGAGAAACGUCAAUAUCAAGUUACUAAUUUAUUGAUGACCUAUUUAUCAAUUAAACAUGAUAAGGAAUUCGUUGAAAAAGGAAUUAUUAAAGCGAAAAGUGAAAGAAUUACAUUUAAUUAUUUCGAAUUUUUAUUUGUAUUGGAGUUACAUGAAUUAUAUUGUGCAAUUAAAGAUUGGAAUAAAUGGAAUAAAUCCAAUUCAAAAUUCAGAAAAGACAAUUAUUCACUAACAUUUGAAAGUAUAAUGAGAUACUUUAUUACGAAUACACCAAAGUUAAAAAUACUUUCAUUUGAUACAAAAUUUAAGACUAAUAAGAAAAUCGAUAAUGAUCACAAUUAUUUUAGUAACCGGGAUAAUUACAUUCUUGAUUCAUUAAUUAAGGAAUCAAAAAUUCCUGAGAUUAUUCAUUUUUUUGACAAUUUAACUGAACUCGUACUUGCUAUAAGUGGAUGUGGAAUAUUCUCUUCUUUUUCACAAAUUUGUCGUAAUAUUCAAAAAUUAAUCAUUAGAAUUGAUUCCCCUUUCUAUGGAGUAGUACGGGUAGAAUCUUAUCAACUUGCUUCUCUAAUUAGAUCUCAACAUAAUUUAGUUCAUUUUGAAUUAUUUGGUACUCCAGAAAUGGGUAUAAAUAAAACUUUAGAGUCUUUAAAAGAAUCUCAACAUAAUUCAUUAAAAACUUUGAUUCUUAAUAAUUCACGGAUAGAUUAUAAUGCCACUAUUUUAUCUUAUCUAAAAUAUUUACAAAAUUUGCAAGAAUUAAGGUUUAAUAACUGUAUAUGUAAAAGAAAUAUAUAUUUUAGUAUUAAGAAAUAUAAAAAUGAUAUAUUUGAUGAUAGAAAAAAUUAUGAGGAAGGUUUAUGGUUACCUAAUCUUAAAUAUCUUCAAGUAGAUUAUAUUGAUGAAAAAGAAGAAGAAUUCAAUGAAUUAUCAUUCAUUAUAUCUUCAAUUUUAAUUAGAUGUUCUCCUUUAAUAUUUAAUAGUAAUAUUUAA